AUGAAGUUCCUCAACACCAUGGUCGCCCUCGCUGCUCUCGCGGCCGCCAUCCCGAUCAAUGAGCCCCGAGCCGGAACCAAGAAUGAUGCUCAGGCUCCCACUGGCACUCCAGCGGGAGUUCCCUUUGGAACACCUGCUUCGGGAGGUAUGCCCUCGGGCACUCCUCCAUCUGGCACCCCUCCUUCGGGAACUCCCCUGUCCGGUAUGCCGCCGGCUCAGACUGGAGCGCCUCAUAGCCAAGUCCAAGCUAGGGCUAAUGCGAAUGCUCGGGCUGCCUCGAGCGCAAAGAGCAAGCCUUCGGGCAAGCCUACUGGCACACCCCCUUCGGGCACACCUCCUUCAGGCACUCCUCCAUCUGGUACGCCGCCGGCUCAGACUGGAGCGCCUCAUAGCCAAGUCCAAGCUAGGGCUGAUGCGAAUGCUCGGGCUGCCUCGAGCGCAAAGAGCAAGCCUUCGGGCAAGCCUACUGGUACAUCCCCUACUGGCACACCUCCUUCGGGCACUCCUCCUUCGGGCACUCCUCCCUCCGAAAAGCCGCCUGCUCAAAGUGGAGUUCAGGCCCGAGCCGACUCUACUGCUCGGGCACCCCCAAGCGGCACCGGCAAGCCCACUGGUCCGGCUCCCUCAGGCGCAGCUCCCUCCGGCACUCCUCCCUCAGGGACCCCGCCUUCCGGCACCCCACCUGCUCAGACCAACGUCCAGGUUAAAGCUGCCUCUACUUUCACUACUCUCCCGCGCCCUAGUGGCUCUGAAAAGCCCUCUGGCACUCCUCCCUCUGGUACUCCUCCAGCGGGAACUCCUCCUGCGGGUACUCCUCCCUCUGGUACACCGCCCGCGAAGCCUACUGCUACUGCUGCUUAG
Molecule: messenger RNA, 861 nt
Organism: Pseudomassariella vexata
Lineage: Eukaryota; Fungi; Ascomycota; Sordariomycetes; Amphisphaeriales; Pseudomassariaceae
Exons: 1
Coding region: 1-861 (286 amino acids)
Source: RefSeq, a predicted model, not a curated record